AUGACUUUCGCCUGGAAAACCGCAGGGCUCACCUACAACCGCUUCCUCGCGGUCGCAUCCCGUACGGUCCGCCGCUCCCUCAAGGAAGACAUGCGCGUAGCCGCCGAGCGCCGCGGCGAGAUGGACCUCCGGUUCGCCAAGUGGGAGAAUGGCAAGCAGGGCGAGAACAAGAACUUGGGCGAAGCGAACGCGGCGAGCUUCGUGUCGCACGCGGAGAAGUCGUAA
Mytilinidion resinicola is the source of this 225-nucleotide messenger RNA. RefSeq names its product mitochondrial ATP synthase epsilon chain domain-containing protein. The transcript is spliced from 3 exons. Gene Ontology annotation, molecular function: proton-transporting ATP synthase activity, rotational mechanism. Gene Ontology annotation, cellular component: mitochondrial inner membrane. Gene Ontology annotation, biological process: proton motive force-driven mitochondrial ATP synthesis. The record is from RefSeq and is a predicted model, not a curated record. The coding region runs from base 1 to 225 and encodes 74 amino acids. NCBI's taxonomy places the organism in Eukaryota, Fungi, Ascomycota, Dothideomycetes, Mytilinidiales, Mytilinidiaceae.